AUGUGUAUCAACUUACUCUUGACCUUGGAAUCGGCAUACGACAUCAUGUUCACAGAGGCAGCAGAGGUGCUUCUUAAAGAUCUGCUACUGCAAUAUGACUUGCAACAACUUGUUGACUUUGAAACACACAAGUCUGGCCACACCAUCGAUCUUGUGAUUACUCGCCAAUCAGAUACUCUUGUUCAAUCUGUAUCUGUAUCAGAGUACGUCUCUGAUCACCGAGGUAUCAAUUGUCUACUGAAUCUCCAAAAGCCAGAGUACACAAAGCGCCUACUCAACUACCGCAAACUCAAAUCCAUUGACUUAGACAAAUUCGCGGAUGACGUCAUUGCAUCCCCGCUCAUCUCAAACCCUGUGACAACCACACACGAUUUGACUGAUCAAUACAAUGCUGUGCUCAGUCAACUGGUGAAUGUGCAUGCACCCAUGCAAACACGUCACAUCAUUGACCGGCCCGCCGUUCCCUGGUGCAAUCAGCGCUUCAUAGAACAAAAGCGCAGACGUCGCCAAUUAGAACGGAAAUGGCUCAAAUCGAGGCUUACUGUUGACCAUGACAUUUUCAAAACUCAGCGAGACUUAUGUAAGCGCUUCCUCACCGUAGCAAAGACUUUGUACUACAAUGAGAAAAUAAAGGGAUGUGGGGGAAACCAAAAAGAAUUGUUCAAGAUCACAAAUCAUCUCACGCACAGAAAACAUAUCUCCAAUCUUCCCACGGAUUUGCCUGCACACGCAUUUUCAGCAUACUUCAUAGGCAAGAUUGAUCAGAUCAGAGACGAUCUUGCGUCCAAUCGUGCGGAUCCUGCCCCACCCUCCCUGAGUAGCUCCCGCCCCUCUCCGAAUCCCACUCUCACCACCUUGAACCCUGUGUCGGAGCAAGAAAUUGCUAAGAUUAUACAAAGUUCAUCACCCAAAUCAUGUCAACUUGACCCCCUACCGACGGUUAUGGUAAAGAACUUGAAAACCACUCUGGCGGUGCCCAUAACACGGCUGAUUAACAUGUCCCUCGCCACCGGUGAAAUUCCUGACAGCUUCAAAACUGCUCUUAUCACUCCUGUGCUUAAGAAUGAAUCAUUGGAUUCCACCGAAAAGAAAAACUAUCGCCCAAUUUCAAACUUACCCUUUGUGUCAAAGGUCGCUGAGAAGGUCGCCGCAGCGAGACUAAAUUCACACUUAGAAGAAGGCAAGCUCCUAGAGAGUCAGCAAUCUGCCUACAAGAAAUUUCACAGUGUGGAAACUGCCCUUUUGAAGGUCCACAAUGAUAUUAUGUGCGCUGUGGACAGCAAAAGGGCAGCAAUGCGGCAGAGCAGCUCAUACACGCAUUCAUCACAUCCAGACUUGACUUUUGUAACAGCCUUCUUACCGGUCUUCCUCAGGCAAUAUAUGACCCUCGGAUUGUAA
Molecule: messenger RNA, 1398 nt
Organism: Asterias rubens (European starfish)
Lineage: Eukaryota; Metazoa; Echinodermata; Asteroidea; Forcipulatida; Asteriidae
Exons: 3
Coding region: 1-1398 (465 amino acids)
Source: RefSeq, a predicted model, not a curated record